This is a messenger RNA of Caenorhabditis briggsae, 1821 nucleotides long. It is a transcript of the gene Cbr-nas-33, whose product is annotated as Protein CBR-NAS-33. Gene Ontology annotation, biological process: proteolysis. Lineage: Eukaryota; Metazoa; Nematoda; Chromadorea; Rhabditida; Rhabditidae. Gene Ontology annotation, molecular function: metalloendopeptidase activity. Bases 1 to 1821 code for a protein of 606 amino acids. The record is from RefSeq and is a predicted model, not a curated record. The transcript is spliced from 16 exons.
AUGCCAGAAAAAAUGUUAUUUGUAAGCAUACUGAUAUCACAUGUUUCUGCUUGCCUGACGCAACCUGAUUUUUUUGACCGUCCACCUCCACCAGAUUGGUUUUUUCCAGGACCCCCACCACCGCCCAGACCAUGGGGACCGCCGCCACCGUGGCACCGGCGAGGCCCUCCUCCAUUUGGACCACCACCACCGUGGGGAAGGCCACCGCCACCAUGGAGACGUCCGCCUUGGCAUAGACGACCUUUAUGGGAUUUCCCUUUGCCUCCGCCUCCUCCAUCGCCAAAUCCACCACCACCGGAGCCACAGCAAGAUCAGCCACAAGUGAUGUUCAGUCAAGACAUCGAUAAAGUAGUCAACAGUGUAAACCAGAACACAGCGGCGUUUGAGCGACCCGGCGAAAGUUAUGACAAAGUUAUUCAAAUUAUGAGUUCUUACUUUAACCGGAAAUCAGGAUCACAAUAUGACAUGAAUGCAGUUAUUCCAUCUACUGGUAUCGCUACUAACGAAAUGGCAGCUAAUGGGAAAAUUGCAGCGAUUAUGUUUGAAAGUGAUAUGGCACUGACUGUAGCACAAAUGAACAAAGUUGCAAAAAAUGGUUUUCGCGUUAAACGAAAAAUGAAUCUCAACGGGACAACUUGGUCCAGGAAUAUUCCAUACCGCUUCCUAGGCACUGAUGCAAACUGGCAAACUCAAAUCACAAAUGCUCUAAGAUAUUAUGAGCGUAACAGUUGUAUACGGUUUUUGUUAAAUGGUGCAGGCUCUGAUUAUCUUGUUUUCAAUCAAGGAGAAGGAAUCAAUAGGCAAAACGCUAUAAAUGGAUUGGAAGGCCAGUUCGACAGACGUUCUUGGUCAGAAGUGAAUGAAUACAGUUUACCUUACGACUAUGGGUCCGUUAUGCAUUAUGGACCGAAAUCAUUCUCAAGAUCUUCCACACUGAAUACAGUGGAACCAACUGAUGCUGCAUUCAUUAGCACUAUUGGUAACCGGAUAGAGCCCUCAUUUCUUGAUCUCAAAUUAUUAAACACUGCGUUUUGUUCAAAUAUCUGCACAAAUAAAAUCAACUGCCAGCACGGCGGAUACCCAGACCCCAACAAUUGCGGGCAAUGUAAAUGUCCCUCUGGAUUGGAGGGAAUUUAUUGUGAACGAUUACAAACUUCCAACUGUGGAGUUGAACUACCCAGAGCUAAUUACACGUGGAGAAAUAUUUCAUAUUCCGGAUCGUCAGAUUGUUAUUGGAGAAUUGUUGCUGCUAAUGGAGGAAAUGUGCGUUUUGAAAUCACAUACGUCAUGUACAGAUGCUCUCCGGUCUGUGAAGAAUUUGUUGAGAUCAAAGCAGAAUACACACACGAAGCAACUGGGUACCGACAGUGUUGUAGAGCAGUACUUGGGGAAAGAAUAAGCAAGGGAAAUAGUGUUUUGAUUAUUUCGAAGGCAACUCAGAAUUCUCAAUUUGUGUUGAGAUACAGAGCAGAUGGAAAUGCUCCAGCGCCAAGGCCGGCUCCAGCGCCUAGACCUGCUCCGAUGAGAGUACCACCACCAAGAAGUUUCUCACUCCAGUGGUCUGGCUGGACGGGUUGCUCUGAAAACUGUGGGUCCUGUGGAACACAGUUCCGCACUCGGUGCACAAGUGCAACGGACUGCUCAAGACCCGUUCGUCAGACUAGAGUGUGUAACACCCAACCAUGUGCUCAAGGAGCGACACGAGGCAAACGCAGUGUUCUGGAAGAGCAAAUUGCGCCACGUGUCAAACGUUACGGAGAAUGGUGCUGCGCUCGAUUCGUUCUGUCUCGAGGAGUUUGUGUUCCAGUUCGCAAUGGGUAG